AGUUUCGUUGCUCAACGUAAAAUGUUGUGAGGCAUUCCCACUCAGUGGUGUUAACAAGAGAAACAACGGUUCUUUCUGGUUUUGGCCAUGGCCUUGCAUUGGCAUUACAUUUGCUUUGGGUUGCUGUUGCUGGUUCUGCUCUUUGGCCACCAAUCGGCACUGGCUAUGGAGUUCAUGGAGGAGGAGGACGAGAGGGACGACACUGUGAUGGAGGCGGAGCAAUUGGAUUCGGCUGAGAUGCCAAAACUAUUGACCACAUAUACCAGAGACACGAUAGCGCAUUUCAAUCCACACAAAUCGGAUGCUGGUUUUCGUCAAUUGUGGGAACGGAUUCCCUUGCAAAAAUCCAAAGAUGUCAUCAAGAGAUAAACGUUAUGUGAAAUUUUGUUUAACUUACUCAAAAUGAAUUCCGUUUACAGUGA
This is a messenger RNA of Drosophila willistoni, 422 nucleotides long. RefSeq lists its product as uncharacterized. The coding region runs from base 88 to 369 and encodes 93 amino acids. The transcript has 2 exons. The record is from RefSeq and is a predicted model, not a curated record. NCBI's taxonomy places the organism in Eukaryota, Metazoa, Arthropoda, Insecta, Diptera, Drosophilidae.